Chrysochloris asiatica (Cape golden mole) is the source of this 744-nucleotide messenger RNA. RefSeq names its product NKG2D ligand 1-like. Gene Ontology annotation, biological process: positive regulation of T cell mediated cytotoxicity; antigen processing and presentation of endogenous peptide antigen via MHC class I via ER pathway, TAP-independent; immune response. NCBI's taxonomy places the organism in Eukaryota, Metazoa, Chordata, Mammalia, Afrosoricida, Chrysochloridae. The transcript is spliced from 4 exons. The record is from RefSeq and is a predicted model, not a curated record. Gene Ontology annotation, cellular component: external side of plasma membrane. Bases 1 to 744 code for a protein of 247 amino acids.
AUGGCUCUGAAUCCAGGCACCAGGCUCCUGUGUUUCUCUCUUCUGCUGCUCGGAGGUCACACCCAGACCAAGAAGGCUGACCCUCACUCACUUUGCUACAAUUUCACCAUCAUGUUGAAGUCCCCACCUGGGCAGCCAUGGUGUGAAGUUCAAGGCCAGGUGGAUGGAAGGACUUUCCUUCAUUGUGACUGUGGAACCAACAGAGACAUAAGCUUGAGUCCCCUAGGGAUGAAGAUAAACGCCACAAAGGAGUGGGAGCAACAGAUUCAGACUCUGAAAGACAUGGGGGAUGAGCUCAAACAGCUACUGCCUGGCAUUGAACUGCAGAAGGACACUCCCAGGGCUCCUCUCCCCCUGCAGGCCAAGAUGUGUUGUCAGCAGGAAGCAGGCAGGUGCACUGGAGCAUCCUGGCAGUUUGGCUUUGGCGGACAGAUGUUCCUCCUCUAUGACUCAGAGAAUAUGAAGUGGACAGAGGUUCAUCCUGGAGGCAGACAGAUGAGAGAGGAGUGGGAGAAGGACACGGACGCGACCAAGUUCUUCAGGAGAACCUCAGAGGGAGACUGCAAUCACUGGCUUAGGACGUUCUGGGGGCACUGGGAGAAGAUGCUGGAGCCAGCAGAACAACCACCCAUGACCCCAGGCUCAGCCCAAUCCAAGGCCACAGCCAUCACACCAAGCCCCUGGAUCCUCCUGGUGACCCUCACCUGCUCAAUCCUACUUGUCAUCCAAGGCUUUCUCCUUUAG